This is a messenger RNA of Cynara cardunculus var. scolymus (artichoke), 2580 nucleotides long. RefSeq names its product protein GLE1-like. The transcript is spliced from 18 exons. The coding region runs from base 417 to 2372 and encodes 651 amino acids. Gene Ontology annotation, molecular function: phospholipid binding; inositol hexakisphosphate binding; translation initiation factor binding. Gene Ontology annotation, cellular component: nuclear pore cytoplasmic filaments; nuclear pore; cytoplasm. The record is from RefSeq and is a predicted model, not a curated record. Gene Ontology annotation, biological process: poly(A)+ mRNA export from nucleus; regulation of translational termination; regulation of translational initiation. NCBI's taxonomy places the organism in Eukaryota, Viridiplantae, Streptophyta, Magnoliopsida, Asterales, Asteraceae.
AAUACGCUCAUUAUGACCGUUAAACCCGUUUGAUUGCAUAACAACACCAGGGUUUUGAGAUCCUGUCGUCGUUAACUGCCUUUGCCCUGCUUUCAUGUCUUGAUUCAGGCAGCCGCAUAGAUUUUAUAUUCAUUCAUCUUCUUCAACAAUUCCUUCAAGAAUCCACAGGCUCUUUGUACAAAGAUCGACUAGAGAGCCUGAUUGAUGAUUUGCUUGGUGAUUUUGAUUCCAAAGUUGAGAAACAAAGGGGAAAAAAGGCAGUUCUGACGAAUUAUUCAUUGGUGUCUAUUGGAAUGCGGGAACUUCUCUUUUCUCAGAUGUCCUUUUUCUCCUACUAAGAAUAAAUACAUAUAACUUCUUAUAUAACAAAGAGGACGCAACUACUUUGAUAGACUGGUUAACUCCUUAUUUGAAUCAUGGGAGGUGUAAAAUUGGAACUUCGUUGCCCCCAACGUGUUGGUGGAAUCGUAGCUGAUCCACAAAUUGAUUGGAGUUUUGAUGAACUCCUAUCAGAGCUUAAUGCCGUAGAUCACAGACUUCAAGCAUCCUCAUUGGUCUCCUUACCUUUCACCAAAACACAUUCAAGUGAUCUUUCAGUAGUAAGUCAUGCUGGAAAAAACCGGAAGUCCUUUGUGAUGCAUGUAUCGGAUGAUGAAGGUGACUAUGAUGAUGAGGGGAAUUAUAGCAGACCUCUGGCCAUGGGUGGUCGGUUUGCUUGCGAGGAAGUAUAUUUAAGUGAUGAUGCAGAUUCUGAUAAUGAGUCAACUACUGGAGCCCAAUGGUCUUUGAUGGACAAAGGGGGAGUUAUUGAAGGUGCAUUAAUUGAGCUAAGCCAUGAACACCAGAUUACUGUUGCGGAAGAUAUAAGAACCCGAAUAUCUGCAUUUGGAACUGAUCUCACAAAUGAAAAAGAGAAACUUACCAAUGCCCUUUCCCGAGCUGAAAAGAGCAAGGAGGCACGACGUGAGUUGGAUAGAAAACGUGAUUUGCAAUAUCAGCGCAUAAUUGCAGAAGCACUUGAUAAUCAUCUGACCGACGUUCAAAGGCAUCAUGAAUACAAAUCUCAGAUAGAAGAAAAAAAGAUAAGAGACGAUGCUGCAAUUGAAGAGGCCAAAAGAAAGCAAAAGGCUCUUCAAGAAGAAAAAGUGCGUCAAGAAAAAAUGAAAGCAGAAGAGGCCAAGCGGCAAGCUGAAAAGAAGAGAGAUGAAGAAGCAAAAGCCGCAGCAUUAGAAGCUGAAAGAGCUGCAAAAGAAGCAGCUGUGGCAGAAAGUCAGCGAAAAGCUGCUGAAGCUAUGACUGCUUCACAGGGAGCUGUUUCCAAGGGAUCUGAUUCUGGUGGACCCAAAAAAACACCUGCAGGAAACAUACUCAAGGGUGCCGAGAGUGCUUUAAAAAUGGAGGAGAGAAGGCUACAAAUGUACAAGGAAGUGGUUGGAAAAGAUGUGGCUUCUGAAAUGGAUUAUAAUAAGGAAUAUCGUAGUCAUGGAAUGCAAAUGGCUAGACGUAUCAAAACCAUAACCGGGACAAAAGAGAAUGUGAGAACAAAAGCAGAUGAAUUGGUGAAACUCAUGAAUUCAACAUGUCCCCAAUCCGUCAAUAUUGGGAUUUUUGCAGAGAAAGUCGUCUCCCAAAGCACAAAUGCAAGCAGCAACAAUGUCCUAUAUGGUUAUGGGCAUGUCAUUGUUAUGGUUACUUCACAGGUUCCCCAUGCCAUGGAAAUUCUUCUUGCCAAACUAAACAGAGUUUGCAUCUUCACAGUUCCGAAGUAUUUAAGUUACUCAGAGGCUGCAUUUGAAUCUAAAGAUGCUUACUUCAAGGCUAUUGGUUACCAAGAAGAAGAUGGAAAUCUUGAAAGUACCGAUAGUUAUAUAGCAAGGUUAACUCUACAUAUGAAACUAUACGGGGCUCUAGUUCAGACUGAAGUUGAUGGUUUCCAAAAUUUGCACGGAAUUGAAGAAGGUUGGAAAUGGCUUGCCAGGUUUUUAAAUGCUCUCCCAGCGAAUAUUUACACUGCAGUUGCACUUCAGGCAUUCGUUGAGUUGGCUGGGUUCGGUUUAUAUAGAAGAUACAAAAACCAGUUCAAGAAGCUGUUAAACAUCAUAUCUCGUGACUUCCUCAAAGCAUUAAAGGAGCGAGAAGAUCCAAAAGUGACGAAGGUCGUGAUGAGUUUAGAAAACUAUAUUCAAACGAACGAGUUCCAAAAGGAACCCGAAGGGUGGCGGCUGCAAGAUUCUUUGUUAUCACACGGGUUCGUCCCAAAUGAAUCCGACCAUCAACAACAGUAUCAUAAUAACUCAUCGGGAUACCGAGGAGGGUACCAACAACAACAAUAUAAUUAUAAUUCAUCGUAUAGUUAUCGUUACCAACGAUAAGGUUAAAAAACAAUUGUUAUUUGCUAGAAAUCUUGAUUGCAGAUGGUUUCACCAGUGAAAGAGGUUGAGGACCAUGGUGCACCAUUUUGGAUCAGGUUCAAUAUAAGAUGUCAAUUCAGGUUAUAGUUUAAUUGUGUUCAUUUUUAUGACAGAUGAAUAUGUAUUGAUGGUGUACAUUUAUAUGAAUGUAAGUCUGAUUUUGCUGUUA